This is a messenger RNA of Achroia grisella, 456 nucleotides long. RefSeq names its product cuticle protein 19-like. The record is from RefSeq and is a predicted model, not a curated record. Lineage: Eukaryota; Metazoa; Arthropoda; Insecta; Lepidoptera; Pyralidae. Bases 1 to 456 code for a protein of 151 amino acids. The transcript is spliced from 4 exons. Gene Ontology annotation, cellular component: extracellular matrix.
AUGUACAAGGUCAUCUGCCUCGCUUUCCUCGCUGUAGCGUGCGCGCGUCCACAAGAUGGCCAUGGUCACGGCCACGCUUACUCAUCACAGAGCAUCGUACUACAUCAAUCUCACGGUCAUGAAUCACAAGUACCAGUUCAUCAUGAAGUGAAGCCCGUAGUCGUAGUUCAACCUGUCUCCCAUCACGAAUCUCCUAAACAUGAAGAACACCACGUCGACUACUAUGCCAUCCCUAAAUACACAUAUGAGUACAAAAUCGAGGACCCCCACACCGGCGACAACAAGUACCAGCACGAGACCCGUGACGGUGACGUCGUCAAGGGUGUGUACAGUCUGCACGAAGCCGACGGCACCAUCAGGAUCGUCGAGUACACGGCCGACAAACACAAUGGUUUCAACGCUGUCGUAAAACGUGAGGGUCAUGCCCAGCACAUUAUUCCUCAACAUCAUUCAUAA